AUGGCAUCGUUCCAGACAUCUCUGAACUUGUCUGCUUCUCUGGAACAUCUAUAUGCAGCCAUCCAGCAGAAUAUGUCAGCUGAGCAUCUAACAGCCUUUAACCAUGACCUGAUGUCUGCAUUUGGAGGGAGCACCAAGAUCCAAGGACAAAGGUCGUCCAUGGACCCCAUACAGAGGAUAUUUGGAGCGGAUCACUCCUCAGAAAUCGAGUACCUAAAGCAAGUUCCUGGUAUAACCAAUGAUAAGAAGAGGAUGGCAGAGCUCCUGGUACGUUACGACCGGAAGCUUAAACAUGAGCUGGAGGACUUCUAUGAGAGGUUGGUAGUAGAGAGAAGCAUGAACACCACUGAGACAGUGAUGGACACACGGACGGCCACAGCGGAGCUGGGUUGGAUAGCUUAUCCUGCCUCUGGGUGGGAGGAGGUGAGUGGCUAUGAUGAGAACCUCAACACCAUCAGGACCUACCAGGUGUGUAACGUGUUCGAGCCCAGCCAGAACAACUGGCUCCUCACCACCUUCAUCGACAGACGAGGGGCUCAGCGUGUCUAUGUGGAGAUGCGUUUCACCGUACGUGACUGCAGCUCCAUCCCUAGUGUCCCCGGCUCCUGUAAGGAGACUUUCAACCUCUACUACUACGAGACAGACUCGGUCAUCGCCACCACCAAGGGAACCUCCUUCUGGAUGGAAGCUCCCUACCUGAAGGUGGACACCAUCGCGGCCGACGAGAGUUUCUCCCAAGUGGACUUCGGCGGACGAUUGAUGAAGGUCAACACGGAGGUGCGGAGCUUUGGUCCUCUCUCCCGUAAUGGGUUCUACUUGGCCUUCCAGGACUACGGGGCCUGCAUGUCCCUGCUGUCAGUACGUGUCUUCCAUAAGAAAUGCCCCAGCGUGGUGCAGAAUUUCGCCAUCUUCCCAGAGACGAUGACGGGUGCCGAGAGCACCUCACUGGUCAUCGCCAGAGGCACGUGCAUCGCUAACUCAGAGGAGGUGGACGUGCCGAUCAAGCUGUACUGCAAUGGAGAUGGGGAGUGGAUGGUUCCCAUCGGGAGCUGCACCUGCAAGGCUGGCUUUGAGCCGGAUAACGGCAAUGUCUGUAGAGCGUGUCCUCAGGGAACGUUCAAGUCCACCCAGGGGCCAGGGCUGUGUCUGCAGUGCCCCCCCAACAGCCGCUCCACUGUGGAGGCUGCCACUAUCUGCGGCUGCCGUAACGGAUACUACAGAGGAGACAUGGACCUGCCCGAGGCCUCCUGCACCAGUGUCCCCUCUGGUCCCAGGAAUGUAAUCUCCAUCGUCAAUGAGACCUCGGUAAUCCUGGAGUGGCACCCGCCUAGGGAGACUGGCGCCCGCGAUGACGUCACCUACAACAUCGUGUGCAGGAAGUGCCGUGCGGAUCGGCCAUUGUGCUCCCACUGUGAUGACAACGUGGAGUAUGUGCCCAGGCAGCAGGGCCUGACUGAGACCAGGGUGUUCAUCAGUAACCUGUGGGCCCACACCCCCUACGCCUUUGAGAUACACGCUAUCAAUGGAGUCACCAACAAGAGCCCCUACCCUGCCCAGCACGUGUCCAUCAACAUCACUACCAACCAGGCUGCUCCUUCCAUGGUUCCCAUCAUGCACCAGGUCAGCUCCACCAUGAAGAGCUUCACAUUGUCAUGGCCACAGCCUGAGCAGCCCAAUGGAAUCAUCCUGGACUAUGAACUAAGGUACUAUGAAAAGGACCACACUGAGUUGAAUUCAACCAUGGUGCGGAGCCAGACCAACACUGCCCGUGUGGAGGGCCUGAAGCCAAGCAUCAUGUACGUGGUACAGGUCCGUGCCAGGACGGUGGCAGGCUUCGGCAAAUACAGCAGCAAGCAGUGCUUCCAAACCCUGACAGAUGAUGAGUAUAAAUCGGAGCUGAGGGAGCAGCUGCCUUUGAUUGCAGGCUCAGCGGCUGCAGGAGUGGUCUUCCUUGUAUCAUUGGUGGCCAUCUCCAUCGUCUGCAGCAGGAAGAGAUCAUACAUGAAGGAGACUAUAUACAGUGACAAACUGCAGCACUACAAAAUACAUAUCAUCACACCUGGGAUUAAGAUCUACAUUGAUCCCUUCACCUACGAGGACCCCAACGAGGCCGUCCGAGAGUUUGCCAAGGAGAUCGAUGUGUCUUGUGUGAAGAUCGAGGAGGUCAUUGGUGCAGGCGAGUUUGGGGAGGUGUAUAAGGGUCGUCUGAAGCCGGCUGGGAAGAGGGAACUGUACGUGGCCAUUAAGACCCUGAAGGCGGGCUACGUGGAGAAGCAGAGGCGGGACUUCCUGUCUGAGGCCAGCAUCAUGGGCCAGUUUGACCACCCCAACAUCAUCCGACUGGAGGGCGUGGUCACUAAGAGCCGGCCAGUCAUGAUCAUCACAGAGUUUAUGGAGAACGGGGCCCUGGACUCCUUCCUGAGGCAAAACGACGGGCAGUUCACAGUGAUCCAGCUAGUGGGGAUGAUGCGUGGCAUCGCCGCAGGCAUGAAGUACCUGGCAGAGAUGAACUACGUCCACAGAGACCUGGCCGCCCGCAACAUCUUGGUCAACAGCAACCUGGUCUGCAAGGUGUCCGACUUCGGCCUGUCCCGUUACCUGCAGGAUGACACAUCAGACCCCACCUAUACUAGCUCCCUGGGAGGGAAGAUCCCGGUGAGAUGGACAGCCCCUGAGGCCAUUGCCUACAGGAAGUUCACCUCAGCCAGCGACGUGUGGAGCUACGGCAUCGUCAUGUGGGAGGUGAUGUCAUUUGGCGAGCGGCCGUACUGGGACAUGAGCAACCAGGACGUGAUCAAUGCCAUAGAGCAGGACUACCGUCUGCCCCCUCCCAUGGACUGCCCCACAGCACUACACCAGCUGAUGCUGGACUGCUGGCAGAAAGACAGAAACGCCCGGCCCAAAUUCCCUGACAUCGUCAAUACGCUGGACAAAAUGAUGCGCAACCCUACCAGCCUCAAAGCUGUGGCCACCAUCACUGCAGUGCCUUCUCAGCCCCUGCUGGGCCGCUCCAUUCCAGACUUCACCACCUUCACCUCUGUGGAGGACUGGCUAGAUGCCAUCAAGAUGGGCCAGUACAGAGACACCUUUCUGGGGUCCGGCUUCACCUCCUUACCCCUGGUGGCUCAGAUCACCUCUGAAGACCUGUUGAGGAUAGGAGUGACCCUGGCCGGCCAUCAGAAGAAGAUCCUGAGCAGUGUCCAGUCUAUGAGGGACCAGAUGGCCCAGUCCCCCAACUCCAUGGCCUGACUACAGGGGUGCCACCACCACCACCAUGGAACCCAUAGUAGAACUCCUGAUGACCCUAAAGAAUACACCAGGGUGGAGACACUAGCCUUGAUCUAACAACAACAUUCACGCCCCCAACACACACUUUCUCAAGACCAGAGGGAAAGAUACCUGCCCUCUAGUCUACUGAAGGUACAAAGGGAUAUAAGAGAAGAUUCUGCCUCAGAACAACUUCACUGGUUCAAUCACGGCAGUCUAUCAAGUUGGCUUAUUUUUUGCUGAAGAAUAGAGCAAGUGGAAAUGCAAGAGCGUUUGUUUGCUUGCCGUGACAGAUGGUCUUGAAGUGCUAAAAAUAAAAUGUAAAAAACCUGUGCUACUUUAUGUGAGGAUCAAUGGGAUGACUUAGCCAAAGAACAGCAUCAAACGGUGUCACCCAAAUUUUAAAAAAGAUACAAAAAAGAUAUUAAAAUCAAAACAAGUAGAUUGACUUCUUAUUUAAAUGAAUCUUCAUAUUGAAGAUGAUUUGUAAAUACUAUAUGGAUAUUAAUUUUAUGCUUGCAUUUUUUGCAAUAACAGCUAGUUUCACCUGAAUAGUUUAGGAUUGUUGUAGUCAUGAAGGGUUAUUUUCUAUGGAGGCACUUGGAAGUUCUUCCCAAUAGGAGGCAGAUCCAUGGGGUAAAGACCGACAUGACUGAUUCUGUAUAAAGGAUACACUGUUUAUAUAUACAUAUAAGAUAUCUCUUUGUAAUGUUUUAGGCUUUCAGAGACCAGAUUGACAUUGAACCCAUACAACUGCAAGAGUCAGUAAGUGUCUAGUGUUGUGCAUCGAAUACCCAGGGUAAGAAAAAAUGUUACAGGGACAGUGAAGGUUAUAUGAAAUCUGAAAGUUGUAUUGACAGUCUCAAGUGCUUUGUGCUUUCACCACACUACUACCCUAGAACGUUACCUACCAUUUCCAGUUCCUUUUCAAAUAUGACAACAGAACAUCUUUCCCAGCUUGACAUGUUGGGUUGACUAUGCUGUGUUGAUUCUGGGCCACUCGAGGCGCGUUAAAGAAUUGUGUCAAAAGCAUGUUGUAAGUCAGUGAAGGUUGUUGUUAUUAUGACAGAGAGAGUGGGAAUAUAAGUAAUAGGGAUGGACUUUGCAAAGCUACCUUUUAAUUAACACAGGUGACUUCCUCCCACGCCAAGCCAUUAAGUGGCAGGAAUGAGGUUCAAAACGCCUGGGGGAAUCCUGAUCGUUACAGACCGGUCAUUCUCCUAUCAAAUUCUGACAUUUCAUUGCCUUGUACUUCCUCUCCUUUUUUAAUUACGUUGAUAUCUACUAAUGAUAGACAUCAUCUAUUUGCGAUCAGCUCAUAAUGAUGUGUGGUGAUGAUGGGGGCUGUUGGAACAGUGCAGGUUAAUAGCUUGAAGAGGGUGGCUGUGUUCUUCUGGGGACCUAGACGCUGGAACUGAAGCAUCAAAUUCAUUACCCAGCUCAAAUAUGAUGGAUUACAGGGUAACAAGUGGGAGCCUUCUAACAUAAUACCUUUUGAAAAGUGUCUACUGUUCAUUUGUGUGCAUAUUUGCUCAGCAGGCCUUAGACUGCAUGUGAAGCUAUGUACAGAGUAACUGCCAUCUCCAUUACAAAUCAUUGUCUCUCUAACUACUAUCACAGUAGGAGCUGUCUUCAGCAGUGUCAUGGUAACCCCUCACAGUUAGUUAUUGGUGGCAACAAAGAGUUAUUACUGAACAGAGCAGACUGUACUGUAUGUCAGGGCCCAUCAGGUUAAGUGUUACAAAAACACUUUCGCCAAAUUUGUCUCAACAGUACCUAAUGGAUAACAUAAUACUGAGAGUAUUGUAUCACCUGCAUUCAAGCAGAGACUUUGAAGAAGAAAGUGUCAUUAUGUAAUUUUAAGUCUUUCUAAAUUAGACAUCUGUUCAUUCUGUGGGGACACAUAAAAAGUUGCUGUCCUUAUUCAAGUUUUCCUUUUUAUAAUAGUAAUUUGGUAGCUGUUGAACGUUAGUGUUCAGCUUCACUCCACUGAUUCGGGUAAUAGACUGGUGGAAUUGGAAAAAGUGUUGUUAUUUUGAAGAUGAAAGCUGGGAGAAGUUGGAGAACUUGCACUGAAUGUGAAAGUAGUCUGACAUUGUGAGGUCUCUUAUCUGUGUUCUGCAUUUAAAGUGCCUUUCUGUAAUUCAGACAGUCUCAUUAAAAGUCAAGGUCCAACAGCAAAUGCAGACACUCCCAGACUCAUUGAGGCAAACUUAGAGAUUCCUAUUCCUAAGUGGACGCAUUCCUUAUUCAAGUGGACAUACUUUAUGGUGGUAUUGCUGACUUUCUAGACUGUUUAAUUGUCACAUUGACUUCACCUCCCCUUGUAAUUGUGCCACUUUAAGUAAUCCCCCAGCAGAUAAGAAACCUCCUAGCCCAAACCCUAACUCGAACUUUCACUCCCUUGCUCUCCUAUACUCCUGCCACUUAAACAAACUUGUCUCCCAGGAUAUUGCUGUUUUUGGAGUGUUUUGAGAAAUUUUUCUCCAAUUUUUUGGGGGGGUUUGUCUGUUUUCAAAAUCAGUAUUUAUCUACAUUUUGAGGAAUGGGAUAUUUCCAGCUCGUCAAAAAAAGUAGAUUGCUUGGAUCAAGACACAGAUUUUCCCUACAUUUUCAGAGUACGCCAUUGUGAAACGGCCCCUUUCCAUUUUCAAAGACAUCUCACUGGUGGCUCUUUUCUCCAGCCAUGUCUCUGGACUGAGACUGGAAAGCCACAACAUAGCAGCAUGAGAACGGACACACUCAUCCAACCUACUGUAAAUAAGACUUGACACAACCAGGAGGGAUCUUUUCAUUUGUUUGGGGGUGUCAUUGUACAGUUACAAAUUUGUUUAUUGUGCUGAGUAUGUCAGAGUUUGUAGUUGUAACUUUCUGAGAAGAAAUAUUGUAUUAAAUGCACUCAAU
This is a messenger RNA of Salvelinus namaycush (lake trout), 6171 nucleotides long. Its product is annotated as ephrin type-B receptor 1-B-like. The transcript has 19 exons. The record is from RefSeq and is a predicted model, not a curated record. Lineage: Eukaryota; Metazoa; Chordata; Actinopteri; Salmoniformes; Salmonidae. Gene Ontology annotation, cellular component: neuron projection; plasma membrane. Gene Ontology annotation, biological process: axon guidance; protein phosphorylation; cell surface receptor protein tyrosine kinase signaling pathway. Gene Ontology annotation, molecular function: ATP binding; protein binding; transmembrane-ephrin receptor activity. Bases 1 to 3249 code for a protein of 1082 amino acids.